AUGCCGCCAGUCAUCGUCAAAACAAUCGUAUCACGGAUCAGGGCGCGACUACGAGGCAACGGGGAUCCUAAUGCGACGCGUAUCCUACGCAGGCGGGCUUUGGGCCGGAAUGUCUGGAGGCUGUCGCCCUUCGUUCAAGUGACUUUGUUCGCCGUCGGAUACCUUUGGAUGCUUGCUAUACCCGCUCCCCAGCUCGGUCAGAGGACAUAUAUCGACGAAAACGCGUUGCAGCCUGGACAGGUCAACACGUACUGGAAUUGGGCAGAUGUGUUCCGCGCGGAUAGGAUUCUGGAGGACCUAGAAGCGCUGCGGGAUCGUAAUGCCACGAGUCAGGAGAUCGCGCAAUACUCUGUGGACCAGUUUGAGAAGGCAGGCAUCCCGGCUCGCACCCAGCACUACUCCUUCGAUACGCUCUCUGGGAGUACCAAUGGCACCAACGCAUAUGCAGUGUUGCGGCCUCCACGUGCACCCGGGACGGAGGCUAUCGUUGUCAGCGCGUCCUGGAUGAGUAGGACAGGAGAAGGAGACGGUACGCUGAACUUGCGAGGCGUGUCAACAGUCCUGUCAUUGGCGCACUACCUGAAGAAGCAGUCUCACUGGGCAAAGGACCUCGUGUUUGUCAUCAGCGACGGGUACCUGGAUGGAAUGCAGGCGUGGGUCACAACAUACCAUGGAGCGGAGCAAUCUAACAUGUACGCCGAGCCGCUCAUGCUGUCUUCGGGAGUGAUUUGGACAGCCAUCAAUGUGGAUUACCCUGGGCAUUCCUUCUCCCAUCUUGGGAUCUUCUUCGAGGGGUUGAACGGCCGCUUGCCCAACCAGGAUCUGAUGAACGCGGUCUCUCUCAUCACUCGUCAUACGGGUGGAGUCCCCGCCCUUGUGUAUGAUCAUAAAGAUAAAGACCCGAAGGAUAUGGGAGAUGCCAAUGCUCUUCUUCCCUCAUGGCUCCCUGGCGCCAUCAAGGAGAAUUCUGAUGUACGGGAGUACGCAACCAGAGCAAGGAAUGUCAUACGUCACAUGAAAUGGCAAGCGCGAGGCUCCGCGAGUGGAGUUCAUGGACUUUUCCAUCAAUUCCGCAUCGAUGCUAUUACUGUAUUCGCUAUUCCGGCACCUGGGCCGCAUGGAUUCCAUGCACUAGGAAGAAUCCUUGAGUCAUCUCUUCGCACCAUGAACAACCUUCUGGAACGUCUGCAUGCAUCCUUCUUCUUCUUCCUCUACGUCAACUCUGGUACCUUCAUGAAAAUUGGGAUGUACCUCCCGAGCGCUGUGCUGGUCGGCACAGCAAUGCUGUUCACGGGUCUUAGGACCUGGGUCUAUGCAGGGUGGAAGAUCGCCCCCUCUACGGAAUUCAACGACGAGAAGAAGACCUCCACGCAGGACAAUGUCAAGUGGAACAUCCGGUCAAGGCCUGUUCUAUCAGCGGUGACUGUCAUGCUCACUACGCACCUAUUCGGUGUGGUCCUCUUCUACUUGGUCAGCAAUGGGCUAGCACCCAAUAUCGUGCUAUUUGUGUUGUCUUCAACCAUACCCACCGUUGCUCUCCAGCUCGUACCUCGACCACCAGCAGAAUAUGCGCCGCUAUGGAUUGUGUUGAAGGCAUUCAACGUUUGCUUGACCUCGGCCGUUAUCUCCAUCACUUCCCUCCUCAACUUCUCUCUCGCCGCUACCCUUGCGGUCCUCAUGGGCAUACCCAUGUCAACAACACAUCCUUUGCCUUCUUUGCCCCUCCGCAUCGCCCGUUACGCUUUACACACCGUCCUUGCACUUGGGUGGUUGGUCUUCUUCCCAGAAGAGACUGCUAGUGCGUUGCGAAACUGGGACUUGCUCAGAGUAUGGUUCGCGCCGUUCGUUUGCAUCGUGUAUGCACCACUAGUACUGCAGUCUGCUCUAGUUUGUUUGCUGCCUCCAUGA
Messenger RNA from Epithele typhae, 1908 nucleotides. Its product is annotated as Gaa1-domain-containing protein. Gene Ontology annotation, biological process: attachment of GPI anchor to protein. Bases 1 to 1908 code for a protein of 635 amino acids. The record is from RefSeq and is a predicted model, not a curated record. The transcript has 11 exons. Gene Ontology annotation, cellular component: GPI-anchor transamidase complex; membrane. NCBI's taxonomy places the organism in Eukaryota, Fungi, Basidiomycota, Agaricomycetes, Polyporales, Epitheliaceae.